Puma concolor (puma) is the source of this 993-nucleotide messenger RNA. Its product is annotated as retinol dehydrogenase 12-like. Lineage: Eukaryota; Metazoa; Chordata; Mammalia; Carnivora; Felidae. The record is from RefSeq and is a predicted model, not a curated record.
AUGUUGCAGUGGUCUCUACUCAGCACCCUUGUCUGGAGCCCUGGCUCUGUCCUGCUCAUUCUGGUCCUCCUGCAUAGACUAUGUAUGUGGCCUUGGCAUAAGUCUCAUCUUUGGGACCUCCAGCACUGCUCCACAGACUUGACUGGGAAGACAGCGGUGGUGACUGGAGCCAACAGUGGUAUUGGGAAGGCCGUGUCCCAGGAGCUGGCCCGCCGUGGGGCCCGGGUGAUCCUUGCCUGCCGUAACUGGGAGUGUGGACAGCAAGCCCUGGCUGAGAUCCAAGUAGCCUCGAAGAACAACUGCCUCCUGCUUGGCCAGGUGGACUUGAGCUCUAUGGCCUCCAUCCGUAGCUUUUCCCGGUGGCUUCUGCAGGAGUGUCCUGAGAUACAUCUGCUGGUUAACAAUGCUGGAGCCUGCGGAUUUCCCAAGACACUUACCCAAGAGGGCCUUGAUCUCACCUUUGCCACCAACUAUGUUGGGCCCUUUCUGCUUACAAAUCUACUCCGAGGGGCCCUACAGCGGGCAGGAUCAGCCCGGGUGGUGAAUGUGUCUUCCUUUCGGCAUGCAUAUGGGUAUGUUGAUGAGGAACAUCUGACAGGGGCUGGUAAACCCUUGAUCUUUAACCAGAAUUAUGACUGCAGCAAACUGCUCUUGACCUCCUUCACUGGGGAGCUUGCCCGGAGACUUCAAGGGACAGGUGUGACUGUGAACUCUGUGGACCCGGGUAUAGUGUACACAAGUAUCAUGAAGCAUUUUUCUUGGUCAUACCGCUUCCUCUUUUGGCUCUUCAGCUUCUUCUGUAAGGAUGUCAGACAAGGUGCAGUCCCAGUCCUCUACCUGAGCUUGGCAAAGGAGCUGGAUGGCAUUUCUGGAAAAUAUUUUAGCAGUUCCUGUAGGAUAAUUCUUCCCGCGAAAGCUGCUCAGGAUCCUCAAGCGGCCCAAAGGCUCUGGAAUGCCACGGUCCAGCUAACAAACCUGGACAAGAUGGACUGA